Messenger RNA from Colius striatus (speckled mousebird), 1050 nucleotides. RefSeq names its product glycerol-3-phosphate dehydrogenase 1 (gene GPD1). Gene Ontology annotation, biological process: carbohydrate metabolic process; glycerol-3-phosphate catabolic process. The record is from RefSeq and is a predicted model, not a curated record. The coding region runs from base 1 to 1050 and encodes 349 amino acids. Gene Ontology annotation, cellular component: glycerol-3-phosphate dehydrogenase (FAD) complex; cytosol. Lineage: Eukaryota; Metazoa; Chordata; Aves; Coliiformes; Coliidae. The transcript has 8 exons. Gene Ontology annotation, molecular function: NAD binding; protein homodimerization activity; glycerol-3-phosphate dehydrogenase [NAD(P)+] activity.
AUGGGUGGCAAGAAAGUCUGCGUCGUGGGCUCUGGCAACUGGGGCUCGGCCAUCGCCAAGAUCGCCGGCGCCAACGCGGCGCGGCUGGGCGCGUUCGAGCAGCGGGUGCACAUGUGGGUGCUGCAGGAGGACGUGGGCGGCCGCCGGCUCACCGACAUCAUCAACACGGAGCACGAGAACGUCAAGUACCUGCCGGGCCACAAACUGCCUCCCAACGUGGUAGCAGAGCCAGACCUGCUGAAAGCCUGUGCUGGGGCUGACAUCCUCCUGUUCGUGGUGCCCCAUCAGUUUAUCGGCAAAGUCUGUGACCAGCUCAAGGGCCACGUGAAGAAAGAUGCCAUUGGGGUGUCACUCAUCAAGGGGGUGGAUGAAGGACCAGAGGGGCUGAGGCUGAUCUCAGACAUAAUCCAUGAGAAACUGGGCAUAGAGAUGAGCGUCCUGAUGGGGGCCAACAUUGCAAAUGAAGUGGCAGAAGAGAAGUUCUGCGAAACGACCAUCGGCUGCAAGAAUGCACAGCAUGGGCAGACUCUGAAGGAGCUGAUGCAGACACCCAACUUCAGGGUGACGGUGGUGCAGGACGCUGACACCGUGGAGAUCUGUGGGGCUCUCAAGAACGUUGUGGCUGUAGGAGCUGGUUUCUGUGAUGGGCUCAGCUAUGGAGACAACACAAAGGCUGCUGUGAUCCGUCUGGGACUGAUGGAGAUGAUUGCCUUCGCCAAAAUCUUCUGUAAGGGCCCUGUUGCCUCCUCCACCUUCCUGGAGAGCUGCGGUGUUGCUGAUCUCAUCACGACCUGCUACGGUGGCCGUAACCGCAAGGUGGCCGAGGCUUUUGCCAGGACUGGGAAGUCUAUUGAGCAGCUGGAGAAGGAGAUGUUGAAUGGGCAGAAGCUGCAGGGUCCCCAGACGUCUGCUGAGCUGCAUCGCAUCCUGAAGAGCAAGAACAUAGUGGACAAGUUCCCCCUCUUCACAGCUGUGUAUCGGAUCUGCUACGAGGGCAAACCUGUCACUGACGUCAUCAAGUGUCUCCAGAACCACCCUGAGCACAUGUGA